AACAAAUCGACUGGAGAAGCCGUUAAAACCGUUAGUGGAAACGGAGGGCCGGGAACCAGAAAGGCUGAAUGGUAUUUAAACAGUCUAAACUAUGAAAAAGGGUCUAAACAGAAAUCAUCUAAACAAAACCAGCAGACUGUUGAAACAACUACUUGUAAGAAAUUGUUCUUUAAAUCUUCCAUGAAGAAACACAACAGUCAAGAGGAUUUUGUGAAACUAUUUCCACUAGAAGUCAGCUUAAAGAUUUUUAGCAAACUUGACAUUCACAGCUUGUGCAAUGCCGCAAUAACUUGCAAAAGCUGGAACCAAACCAUUGAGCAUUGUGAUGAUUUAUGGAAACACCACUGUUUAAAUAUAAGAGCUGUCUGUCAGCGAGAGGUUGAUGGUGACAGAGGAAAAGGGUACUCAUGGAAGGUCACGCUGCAUAGAAACUACUGGAAAAGCAAAGUAAAGUAUGAAUGGCUGAGUGGAAAAUUAUAGCAAUAUUCAGUCACGGAGUAAUUACCAGAAAAAUGUAUGUAUCCUAUGGAUGUGGAUACCUGGGGAGAAAUCUUGGAAGCUGAACUGGAAAGAGUUUUAUACAGAGGAAAUUAGAGAGGAGUUUGUGUGUGCUUAUACAUGUUUGUGUGCAUAUGUGUGCCUGUGUGCAUAUGUAUAUGUGUUACAUUUGUAGUUUGGUUUGUAGCUACUUUAAUUUUACACUUUCCGAACUGUAAAUAUUUUAAUUCUUUGUUACAAAAUUUGAAAUGCUAUAUGCACAAAUAGUUCUUUGAUGCUCAUUAACAGCACUUUAUAAAUAAUGUCAAAUAUUUAUUAAGUUGGUGACCUAGUCUACUAGUGGCCCUUCCAAAUGAUUAGAACUACUAUUCCUUUCAAUGCAAGCUUGCAAGUCCAUUAAUGGAAAUGAUGAAAAUUGUAAUGUAAAAUUUAUGGAGGAUACAGAUUAUUUAUUCUUAAAGUGCAUUGAUUUAGAAGAUCUUGCUGAAUUGUUUGAUUUAUUUUGGUCAUUGAUCAAAAUAAAGAAUGGUUGACUAAUCUGAUUUAUCUACUUAUAAACAUUUUGUUUCAAGAUUGCAGUUAUAGGUAUUGAUUAAAUUCCACUGUCGUUUUUUAAAUUUUAAAUAGGCCUAUACAUGUGUGUAUGUAUAGAUGUAUAGAUUAGGAUUAAAAUCCAAAAUCAUUACUCAACAAUUGUGAUAUACGUUAGGUUUUUUACCACAAAAGCCUAAUUCACAUAGGAUAUGUCGUUAAGACAGUUGAAUAGAAUUCAUUUUUUAAAAAUAUCAUCUGAAAAUUAUAACACUUUCUGCAGAGGACAAUACUUAUUAUUUGUCACAAGCCAAACUCAUGAGAAUUAAAUAUAUGAAUGAGUCAUAUCAAAACUUAGUGAGAACUAGACUCAUAGCCUAAUUGCACAAACAUUUCCCUCUAAGUGCAAUAGACCGAUAAUGUCAAC
Thamnophis elegans (Western terrestrial garter snake) is the source of this 1456-nucleotide messenger RNA. RefSeq names its product F-box protein 48 (gene FBXO48). The record is from RefSeq and is a predicted model, not a curated record. Gene Ontology annotation, molecular function: protein binding. Lineage: Eukaryota; Metazoa; Chordata; Lepidosauria; Squamata; Natricidae.